Messenger RNA from Archocentrus centrarchus (flier cichlid), 1863 nucleotides. RefSeq lists its product as uncharacterized. Bases 148 to 969 code for a protein of 273 amino acids. NCBI's taxonomy places the organism in Eukaryota, Metazoa, Chordata, Actinopteri, Cichliformes, Cichlidae. The record is from RefSeq and is a predicted model, not a curated record. The transcript has 4 exons.
GUUAGUCUGCAGCAGGACUGAAAUACUGAGGCUGAGACUGUAUUUAACUUGAUAGAAAUUAUAAUACUCGGUGUGAAAACUGGGAAAAUUUGUUUCCUGCUAUAAUUUUAGAGGACUGAAGCUGCACUCUCAGUGGACGGAAAGGUGAUGGAGAUGAAAAGCUGCUUCAAAUAUAUUCCUCGUGACAGCGCUGCUUCCUUUGGGUUAACCAUCCUGAUAUUUGGCGUCAUUAUUUACUACAGUUACCUGACGUGCAGCUGCGAUGGCCGAACUUUUCGAUGCAAUGAAUUCAUGGCUGUCCCAUUUUUCAUCGUGUUCUUCCUAACGCUCCUGAUAGACCGGACGUUUCGGAGAACAGCGAAACACGCUGCGAUCCUUUCAGGUGUUGUAGUCAAGCGCGUCAUCAGAGCGAUUUUAUUUGGUCUGCUGUGGGUUGUGCUUCUGUUAGUUCAUGGAGACUGGUACUUCUGCUGUAAGACUGAUGAGGAGAACAUCACGCUGCCCUGCAAAAGUAAUCUCACACCCGAAGAAGAAGCCAAAAAAACUGAAGCGAUAAACACAUCGAAGGUUACUGGCUACACUUUGUUGCUGGGUAUAAUUGUAGCAGCUUUGUUAACAUCAUGGAGUGGGUGGAGAAAAGUCUGUGAGAAAAAGCUGGGCUUGUACAGCAGGAAAACUCUGUAUUACCAAGUGGUUUUGGAAGAGGAGGAAAAAAUUCUGGAGGAGCUUUUGAGGAGAGCCGUAAAUGAGAACUUGACCAAAGAAAUUAUGAACAACAUAAAUAGGAAAGACUGGGACGGCUGUUUAUAUGCUGCAGAAGAGAUGAUUAACGAGGCCAAACAACAGAAACCAAGAGCAACAAAGGAGUACAUCAGGUGGACCAGCGUGGAGAGCGCCACAGGAGGGGAACAGGCUGAACAAAGAGCAGCACAUCAGCAGGCACAAAGUCUUGAACUUCAGUCAGUGUGAGAAGAGAUCAGAGACCCCACACCGUUAUUCAACAAACCGCCUAAGACGAACAUCAAGUGAUGCAGCUACAGACGUUACUACAGAGAACCCAUAAAUCAAUCAAUCAAUCCAUCCAUCCAUCCAUCCAUCCAUCCAUCCAUCCAUCCAUCCAUCCAUCCAUCCAUCCAUCCAUCCAUCCAUCCAUCCAUCCCUUCCAGGGUGACACCUGGAAACCAGCACAGAUAUGCAGUUGCUCUCUACACAUUGUUUGAAUAUUCCAUGCAGUAAUAUGCAUUUUCUUUGAUACUGCUGUUUGUAAUAACUGCAGUAUUUUACUGUACUGUUCUCGUGUGGACCCUGCUGAGGAUUCUGGAUGAGUACAAAUCACCCUCAGGGGCGUACAAAUAUCCUUCUGCUUGCUCAGUCAUUUAUUUCACUGUUCUUCAGAAUGUUUUAGUUCACCUGAACUUUCUUUUUGUGGUUUCGCCCUUAUGGUUCUGUUUCAGUUUGUUUAAUGAUCUGUAUUUGUUAGUUAUGGUUAUUAUAUUGAAUCCCUGCUCCCCUUGCAGUACCCCUGUGUCUGUCCUGUCCCUCUUUCGUGUCCCCGGGUUAUGUGUUUUUUCCUGUGUGGUGUGUCAAGUCUGCGUUCCUGUCUCUGUCUAGUUGUUUCCUGUUUUACUUUGACAGUCCCUUGUUCCAUGUGCUUUGUGUUUAAUUUUGCUUCCUUCUCAUUAGUGUUAUUCUGUUCACCUGUUCUCUCCGGGUGUUUCCACUCUCCUCUCGUAACAUUGUGUGAAUAUAUUGUCUGUGUCAAUGAAUCCCUGCUGAGUGUCACCCUGCCUGUUAGUUUUGUAGUUCUGGUACCCGUCCAGCUCAGUUUAUUUGUAUAGAGUGUUUCAUGUCAUUCCAUUAAUA